AUGACUUCACUUUGUGAGUGUCGUCUCUUUCAUCAUGCAUUAAGAAUCGAUGACAUAUCAAAAAAACCAAAUUGUAGUAAUCUGAAAUUUAAACGUGCUUUUCAAUUUUUACAAUUGCUAUUAAUUCAACGUGUUUACGGCAUUGAUAUUAUUUCAUGUCCAGGGGUACGCAAACAAUCAAAAUAUUCUCAACAACAAGAACAGCAGCAGCAGCAGGAGCAAGAACGACAGCAAAAUUAUGAAGUCUUUUUAGGCGGCUCAUGUAAUCCCACGACAUGGCGACAUGACCAAGCUAUACCUUAUUUUCAAUCCCGUUCAGUUUCUUUUUAUAAUCCACAAGUCGCCGAUUGGACACCUGAUCUUGUUGAAGUAGAACACCGCGCAAAAGAAUUAGCUCCACUUUUAUUUUUUGUUAUUGAUCAUGACACUCGAGCAUUAGCAUCCAUUGUAGAAGUAUGUUAUCUAGCAGCGCGUGGACGAAGUAUCAUUGUUGUUAUGAAUCCAAUGCCAGAGAAAAACCAGACAAAAUUUGUUCAGCAAAAACCUAGCACAGACGAAAAAGAUAAUGAAAAUGAUUAUGAAAAUGUAUGCGAAGCUCGACGAACCCUACGUGCAUUACUUCAAAGUAUGAAUAUUCCAGUUUUUGAUGAUGUUCGAUUAGCCCUUGAAUGUGCUGCAUUUAUACUUGAAACAACUAAACGUACAGUAAUAACAAAUAGUGCGUUCGAUGAAGAAAAUAAAGAUCAUACUGAUGUUCUUACGCCAUUACCGAUGUCACUGAGUGAUUUUAAUGGUUCUCAAUCUACGCCAGUUGUUCUUAUUCGUUCGCUUUCAAACAAAACCGCUUAUAAAUCAACUGAUGAUUUUUAUCGACAAAUGCACCAAUCAGAAAUAGCAAACGCGUCUUCGUCGAAACUUUUUCAGCGACGCCUGACUUCCACACCAGAAUCAAAACGCAAUGAGUUUCAACUGGCAUCCGUUUGUACAAAAACACAACUAUCGUGUUCUACAAAUGAAAGCGACGACGAUGGUUAUGGUUCACUUUCGUCGAGUAAUCCUACUCUAUCUCUAUCAACAUCAUCAUUAGCAUCUGAAUUAUUUGAGCCAGUUACUGAUCAACAGCGUGACGAACAUUGUUCAGGAUCGAGUCAUAAUUCAUCAACUUCUAUGAUCAAUAAUUUUAUCUCAAAUUUUUAUUCCUAUAUUCCAUUUGUGAAUUCUUCAGCCAAACCAGAUUCAUCUGUUUCACAAUCACUCUUGGUCUUAUUUACUCUUCCUUUCCGUUUUAUCAAAAAUACUCUUCUUUCACCUGCACUGCCUUCGCCAUCGCAAGACAGAUUUUUUCCCUUGCAAAAAUCAACUGUUGCGGAUCCACCUUCUCCUACUUCUGCCUAUCGACCAUCAAAUUAUAUGUUCGAUAUAUAUAUAGCUUCAGGUGAACAUGAUGAAUAUUGGCUGAAUGCUUUUGCAUUGCCCUCAUUUGAACAAGGUAAUCUGACGUUUACAAAACGACAAUUUUGCCAUGAUACUGAUCAAAACGAUGCUCUCUAUGACAUUCAUCUACGAAAACAGUCACGUGUCAUAUAUUAUUUAAUUAACGGUAGCGAACGUUUAUCGCAUUUGGCUGCUGAACUUGCAUUUGUUAUCGGUGAACGCAAGCAUAAGAUAAUUGUGUAUCUUCAAACAACUAUUGAUGAUGGCACAGAAGACAUACUGUCGAAAUGCGAGCGACGUGAUAUUCAACGUUCGAGAACGUAUCUUGAAGAUUUAGCACGAAAAGAGAAUAUAACAUUGUGUCAUACACGCCAACAAAGUUGGCAAACUGUUUUGGAUUUUUUUCAUCAACAUGAUUAG
This is a messenger RNA of Rotaria socialis, 1854 nucleotides long. The record is from the annotation of a GenBank genome assembly. Lineage: Eukaryota; Metazoa; Rotifera; Eurotatoria; Philodinida; Philodinidae.